This is a messenger RNA of Amphibalanus amphitrite, 2861 nucleotides long. RefSeq names its product facilitated trehalose transporter Tret1-2 homolog. Gene Ontology annotation, biological process: transmembrane transport. The transcript has 3 exons. The record is from RefSeq and is a predicted model, not a curated record. The coding region runs from base 261 to 1907 and encodes 548 amino acids. Gene Ontology annotation, molecular function: transmembrane transporter activity. NCBI's taxonomy places the organism in Eukaryota, Metazoa, Arthropoda, Thecostraca, Balanomorpha, Balanidae. Gene Ontology annotation, cellular component: membrane.
ACCUCCUCCAGUUUCCUCUCCCACCUGCAUCUCGCCGUGCGGUGUCCGUGAACCCUCGACUCUCCGUCGAGGCCGUCUGCCCGUGGAAGUACCGACCCGUCGGCCGACCGGUGUGGGGUCGCUCGGGGGGCCGUCGCCAGCGGCGCUGCGGCGCGAGGGCACCAGGUGAUCGGGGCCGGUCGGAGGCGUCAGUGGAGAGGUGGAACCGGAGCCGGACGGGGCGCAGCGACUGGCAGAGCGCGCGUGGCGUCAUUAGCACCAUGUCGGCUGCCGUCGUCAAACAGCUGGCUGCGGCCCUCAUCUGUGCGCAGACGUUCGUCAUCCUGGGCGGCGCCGUCGGCUCCGGCAGCGUCCUGUUCGCCCAGGAGACGUCAGCCCUGGCGCACGAUGAGCCCCCCGCCGCCGGCAGCAACGCCAGCAGGCUCUCCGUCACACAGAUCACCUGGAUCGUCUCCUCCUUCACCUUUGGCAACAUCCCGGGCACGCUGGCAUCCAUCUGGCUCUCCCCGCGCGUGGGCGCUCCUCGACUUCUUCUGGCCGCGCUGCCGCUGGCCCUCACAGGCGCUGCCAUGGUCGGACUGGGACCGACGUUCGCCUGGACGCUGGCCGGCCGCCUGCUCGUCGGACUCUAUUUUGGCGUGGUGGAGGGCCCGGCGCGUGCCUAUGUCGGAGAGGUGACUGGCCGGGAGGUGCGCGGACUGAUCGGUAACAUCCUCAACACAGUGACACCUGUCUGUAUCGUGGUGGUGCUGGGGCUGGGAUCGCGACUGCCCUGGCGCACGAUCGAGUUUGCGCUGGAGACCACUGCAGCCGUGGUACAGGCGUGCGGUCUGCUGUUCCUGCCCCGCUCGCCCAAGUGGCUGCUGGCGCACGGUCACUCACGAGAGGAAGCUGAGGAGUCACUCCGCUUCUUCCACGGACCCGAGUUCGACAUCAAGCAGGGCGUGCGGGACAUCGAGGGCUCUCUGGCGCACGCGCAUCAGCCGUCCUCCGGGGUUCUGCGCGGCCUGGGGCUGGUGUUUGGCCGCUGGGAGAACCUGCACCCGACGCUGCUGCUGCUGGUGCAGUUCUUCUGUAUGGUGUUCUCUGGCGGUCUGGGCGUGGCUCAGUUCGCGCCGACCGUGUUCCAGCUGACCGGCCAGGACGUGAACCCGUUCUACAGCUCCGUGUACGUCACGGCCGCCAUGUCGCUGGCGUUCCUGCUCUCCGGGCCACUGCUGGAGCGCUGCAGUCGCGUUCUGCUGCUCCAGGUCGCUGGCCUGCUCGGGUUGGCCGGAUGUUCGGCAAUCGGCGCCUACUUCUGGCAAGCUGCCGCUGACGGCAGCAGUGGCGGCCAACACGCCUGGCUGGUCCUCGCCGGUGCACUAGCCACCGUGCUCUCCUACGGCGCCGGCAUCGCGCCCGUCUCCUUCACCUACCUGGUCGAGCUGCUGCCCAACAGUACGCGAGCCAUCACCAUCAAUAUGGUGCUCCUCUACUUCAGCCUGGUGCAGUUCUGUGCCGUCCACUUCUUCCCGGCGAUGGAGCGGGGGCUGGGAAACCACGGCACCUUCUGGCUGUUUGCCGCAGUGAACGCGCUGCAGGUGUUGCUGGCCACGUUCGCUCUGCCUGAGACUCGUGGUCUGUCGCUGGAGGAGAUCCAGCACAAGUUCUUCGCGGCGCGGCGGCGCUCGUCAGCCGGCGGACAGAAGGGCGAGCAGCCCAUCGUCAACAGCUCCGAGGACGUGGAAAGGGGUCAAGUGAACGCCGCCGCCGAGCUGAGUGACGAGGACACAGCGAGGGAGGACGGUAGGAGGACUGAGAGCCAGAGGAGCGAGCCGGCGCCUCAGACGGCCGAGGAGCUGGAGAGGAGACGAUCCUCCGGGUCGGUGCUCGACGCCGUCUACCCGGCCGGGUGUUUUGUGUGAUCGGACCGACCGAGUUUUAUUUAUUUGUGAGUGUGUCGUGCCAUUGGUGGAGAGGACCGAUGGACCGACAGUCGUGAAUAUGGGAUGUGAAGACGGGCGGGUGCAGUCGAGUGAAGACCCGCUGACGUGUCUGUCCCUAUUGCCAGGGAGACGAUCUCUGGAUAGACAACUGUGAUGGUGCCUGCUCGCCUAUAUUGUGCUCGUAUUUACUAUUUAUUUCUAAGAUAAGUUGCCGCUCUCAGAGCUGUGUUUCAAGUGAUGUUAUUGCUGCUUGCUGAUAGUGCCUCCCUGACAUAUAGUAACUUGCUGCUGUUAGAAUAAGUUCUUCUAUAAGCUAGAAGAUGCAGCUACUCUGCCACUGUCGCUGCUCAGUCAACCUAUGUCUGCUUUAUUUGUCAUUUCUGUUCGCUUACUUAACUGUUUACUUCAAAUCGCACAAUUCAUGGACAUCGAGAUACUCGGCAAAGUUUCUGUAACCUAUAUCACUGAUAUUCCAAAGUCGACUCAAUCGUUUCGAAUGAACCUGCAACAAAAGACAAUCACUCUCAUUACGUCUCCGGCUAACCAGCAGAGAAGACAGAUUUGUGCGCGUAACGGCGUUCGUGUUGAGAAUUGCGACCUAAAAGGUCUAAUUGGAGUAAUCGUUCCCAAUUGUGAAUUGCACCAGACCUAACCGCGGGAUGGGUGAGAGAUCCAAUAACGCAGUCCAUGUCAUCUGCGAUAUAUCCUUCGGAACCUGUGUGUAAUGAUUUGGAUGGACAGGCGCAGAGGUGUGUUGUGGUCGGUUAUUUAUAUGUAUUUUUGUAAGAUGCGUGUUGCCCGGAGUGGUUAUCCCGGAGUCGCUAUGUUCGCUAUGCUCUAUGCUGUCUUGCCAUGCUCUAUGCUAUGGUCUGUGCUAUAAAUGUUCAGCCAUGCUGGCGUAACUGUCAGCCAAUAAAGGCAUCACCCACGAAA